AUGCAACCAGAGGCAGUCAUCAGCAGACUGACUUCCUGGAGUCCACGGGCCCCGACAGCUCAGAGCUCCAAGGGCACGGCCUUGCCGCGCUACUCAGCAUGGGAUGAGAGAACUCAGGGGAGAGGGCACCUUUGGCGCGACUCAGUGAGGCAGGGCCUAUGGUUCCCCCCCGUCUCUUCUGGAAGUGCAGCUUUGAGCCAGGCCGCGCGGAUGUCGACUCCCAGGUGUCGAAGGAUCGUCUCCCAGGGCUUCUGUGUUCCGAUGCCGACACCAUCGCCUCCCCCAACCUCCAGAAGUCAGGAGUCAGGCAAGCUAGAACACGUACAGCGGCUGCCGCCUUCCCACCUCAUCACCCCAAAGAUACCCAAGAUAGAGAACUACCUCCCUACCUUUUACGUUCCGUCAACUGAUGGCAGCUUGGUCAUCACCCAUCGUCUUAGCGAUGACUCCUCGCGACCCCUCGAGGCCGAUACCACUAGUACCACCAUCYUCACCAAGCCGCUCAAGUCAAUCAAACAAAGGCGGGAAUCGUCACGGCGACCCGUGGUUGUGGUCAUCAGCAUGCAGAAGGAAACCCCCCUGGAUCAGGAGGAGCUCGGUGGUGCCGUCAUUCGUCUUCCCCCUGUAGAGGUUCGUGACGGGUCGGCACAAACCGGCGAAUCCCCUUCAUCGCCACGGCUACCAGUCCCUGCACCCGUUCCACCACUAGAUUCUGCCCCAGUCAUCCCCAUCUCUGGCCCCACCCGUGUCCCGGCUGCCAACCAGUUGGUCCUGGAGAAGCUGGAGCGACUGAACGAGGAAAAGGAGGAGAGGCAGCGGCACCUGCAGCAGCAGAACGAGCGGGAGAUGAUGGACCAGAUCCGGAAGCAGAAGGAGGUUCUGGAGAGACAGCGGCACCACUUCGCCCAGCACGAGAGGGAACUGUUGGAGAAGCAGAGGGGUGAGGCCCUGGUCAGGAUCCAGCAGAGCCGGCAGGGAGGGCCCCCCCAAGACAGGAGUGCAAACGCAGCUACCUCUACCAGGCCCCUUAGACCCAGCUCCCUUCUCAUCGAGAGUCUGGCUCCACCCUCCAGGACCCAGUCUGUGUCCGCUGCCCACGCAUACCUCUCUCCUCCUGGGCCGAUGGACACCCAGAGUGUCCCCAUGCCCCAUCCUGAGCCCAACAAGGCCCAGCCCAACAAGGCCCAGCCCAACAAGGCCCAGCCCAACAAGGCCCAGCCCAACAAGGCCCAGCCCAACCAGGCCCGGCUCCCUCCACCUCCCUCAGCCCCCAAAACAAAGACCAGGGAUGGGAGAUCCAUUGCGGAUGGCUGGGCGCCGAAUUUGACCCUGGAGUCCAGAGAGGGCGGGGGAGGAGGAGCCAGAGGGAGGGUUCCCAAGAAGGCCCCAGCUAAUCAGGGCACCAGCAUCAGCAUGACUGACAUGUCYGAAAACAUCUUCUUUGCGCCCAAAGACAGAGUGGCGUUCUCUAAGUUUGACAAGGAGAAGCCUGUCAAUCAAGAGAAGCCUGUAGCAGUCCCAAAAGAGGGCCCCUCCUCAAGCACCAAGCCCACCAUAGGACUGAAAACACAGGAGGUCAGCAGGGCGGGCCACAGAAAGAAAGCCCGCAUGGCACGGACACGCUCUGACUUUCUGACCCGCACGCCGACCUCCUCGCUGGGGUGCGAGUCGGAGGAGGACGAGUACGACGGAAAGCCCCCCCUCUCCUCCCCUCCCCCCUACACCACUACCAUCCCUAAACAGGAGUCCUUUGAGUGUUUCAGUGACUCAGAGAUGCCUUCCACCAGCUCUGAGGAACAGAAGAAGAUACAGAAGGCCAUGUCAUCUGGAGAUCUGGCAAAGUUGACACGAUACGCAAGAACGCCCAGUCAGAUGGAAGGGUUCGUGGUAAGAUGCGUUUCUGGGGCAAGACGAAGCAGGGUGAGAAGAAGUCGUCCAGAGAGAAGCUGUUCUGUGGAGGUGACUCCAUGGAUGCAGAUGACGGAGACACGGGGCCACUGCUGGGAGAAGCAGGACAGGAUUACAUGUCACCGCCUCGUAGUCCAGACCUGACCCUGGAGCGGGGGACCAAGGAGUUCAAGGAGAACAAGGAGCCCUCACCAAAAGUGAAGAGGCGGCGUAGCGUCAAGAUUAGCAGUGUCGCCCUAGAGCCUGCCCAGUGGGGGAAUGAUGCACUGCAGAUCCUCACCUGCACCAACGACUACAGGAGCAUGAACGACUUCCUCAUGAA
This is a messenger RNA of Salvelinus sp. IW2-2015, 2230 nucleotides long. The record is from RefSeq and is a predicted model, not a curated record. NCBI's taxonomy places the organism in Eukaryota, Metazoa, Chordata, Actinopteri, Salmoniformes, Salmonidae.